AUUGAUUCAACUACAUACUGACAUGCCACAAUCCCUACAUUGUAAACAAAGGAGUGUAAAUAAGGAAGUACCUGUACGUGCAUAUACUUCCCUGUGUGUGUUCACUCGCGGAAACUUCCCCGUUGAUUAGUGGAUUUGGUACCGCGCUUUCAAAAAAGCAUCAAAAACUACAUGCGGAAUGCAUAGAAACCUUGACGACGAGCCUGUCAUGAUACACGCCAAGUGAAUUUUCACCUCUCUGUUUCUACUACCGUAUAGUUAGUUUUUUCCGUAAUGAUUUUCUGGCACUAUUUGAAGUGUGGAAGGAUACGCUGCUCAUACAGACAGUGCAUAAGUUUGCGGAAGUGAAACUCUGAACACGGAAAAGGAACACAGCAAUCAGCAAAUUUGGCAAACAGGUUCCCAGUAACCCACACACCAAAAGGAUUUAUCCUCGGACCUCCAGGAUGUUGUGUUUUCAACUCAGCCUUGCUUUGUUCUCCAUGCUUGGAGGUAUAGCGACGUAGUUCAACACAACGGUGUUUGUUCCCGAACACGCCCCGGUAGGAACAGUCGUUGCUCGUCACAAAGUUUCCCAGCAGUUGUCAAGGACAUACAGAAUACUUGAUGGUAAUGACUACGAGCGGUUUGGGAUAGCAGAGAGUCAAGGUGUUGUCGAAGUCGCUAAGUCAUUGGAUUACCAAAUGCAGUCGACAUAUCAACUGCAUAUAUUAAUAAGCAGCGGACGCAAGUUCACAGAAAACACCUCACUCUGGACCCUGACUGUUCACGUGCUGGACGUGACUGGAUACCCUCCACACUACAACAAAACAUGUGAAACCCCUGAAAGGUUUUCCGGCCUACCUAGAUUGGUAGAGUUCACUGACUAUUUCUUUAACGCCUCAUCAAGCGGUGGGUUUAAGUUUAGCGACGCGGGUACUAUUGUAAAUGCGUCAAAAAGUACAGUAUACUUUGGCGUGGCAAACGACAUUUGCGAAGUAAAUGUGACACUCGGAUUCAAACAUGUCCAAGAUGUAGCAACUUUUCAUAAAUUGUUCAAUUCUGGCUACAUGAAUCUGACGCAGUACUUUGUGGGAGGAGACAACAAGAUGUCAGCGAUUCUGAUUGACAGAACUAUAACUAGAGAUGGUCCUGAGUACCAACAAUUCGUGCCACCUAUGGUAUUUUCCGAACUUGUUGCUUCUAAAGGUUUGGAUCCUGCGUGGAUUGAUGACCAACGAUACAGAUUCUUUCUUCUCAUCAGCCUUGGCGUAAUUAAAACGGCUUCGCCUGUUAUACAAAGGAUUGUACUAACGAACGUUAUCAGUAAACGUCUACACGAAAACUUAAAUAUUACAGCCCAAAUAACUGUCAAACUUGCUGGUUGUCCACAGGGCAAAUACGGCGCAUAUUGUGACAAAAACUGCACAUGUAAGAACGAGGCCCGGUGUCACGGCUUCAACGGAGCCUGUCUGUGUGCCCCUGGUUGGAAGGGUGUGGUAUGCGAUAUACCGACCCCAGCAGUCGCUAUUGACGUCCGGCCUAAAGGAAACCUGUAUAUAACUGGGAAUGUUUCCCUACAAUGCCGUCCUGUCCAUGUCAAUAUCUCGUCUAUGACGGUGGUGGUUUCGGUCAUCUCGCAACAACAGUUCCAAAGUUUUUAUCCAAACUUCCCGUAACUUUUCCAUCAGCCCGAUUCUACCCGAGAAUAACGGCGUGUACACGUGUGAAGCCACCACAUCUGAUGGACAGACACUGGAGAGAAACUACGUCUUAGAUGUGAUGGAAUGUCCUCCCGGUCUUCACGAGGAGCGCUGUGACAGGCCGUGCGAAUGUCUACAUAACGUUGGUUGUGACCGUUGGGCGGGGUGUGUAUGUGAGGCCGGUUGGACAGGCCCUACCUGUGACAUCUCCUGCCCCUCAGGAAAAUUCGGAACAAACUGCGAACAACCAUGCGAGUGUGAAGAUGGCGCGGAGUGUAGCCCUUUCAAUGGUACUUGCUUCUGUCCGUCGGACCUGACCGGAGAGUACUGCGAGGUGGAAAGAUUAAGUCUAGUUCACACGUCUCGCAAGACUACAAUGUUUUUGGCCUUCCUCGUUUUUAUCCCUCCUGUGGUUAUAUUACUUGCGUGCAUAUGGAAACGCAGGAAGUCAGCGCAGAAAAAGCACGAGGAACUACAGCUUGUUGAUUUUAGUCUGGAAUCGAACUUGGCAGAAGCGCUGGUACCAUGGGAACGAGACCCAAAGCACCUGAGCCUUGGUGAGUUGGUCACGCUGGGGACAUUCGGACAUGUUGUAGAAGGAACCUUACAACUUCCCGGAGAACAAGCGGUACGGGUAGCCGUCAAAACGGUUGAUAUAAAGGUCAACCAAGGUCACGUCCAUGAGGACUUCGAUCGCGAGAUGAACACACUGGUCCAUCUUUUCGACGAAUCUUUACACACACAGGGAGAUGAAAAACGUAUGCACCCAAAUAUCAUCCAGUUGCUCGGCGUAGUUACCCUGUCUGACCCCAAGAGGAUAGUGCUAGAAUUUGCCCCUCAUGGAGACCUUCAGACGUACCUGGCCAGCUGCAGACUUCGAGACGACAUGGACGCAGUGGACUGGGCAACUUUGCUCCGCAUCGCCGUCGAUGUGGCUAAGGCUCUACAGGAGUUGGAGAGAGUCAGGAUUGUCCAUCGCGACGUGGCCGCCCGGAACGUAGUCAUCACGAACGGAAUUGUCGCGAAGCUGGCAGACUUCGGUUUAGCCCGAGACGUAUACACCAACACUGUGUACGAGCGCACCAAUCACCACGGGCGAGACGAGUUACUCCCGCUGAAGUGGAUGGCGCUGGAGUCUCUCCGGUAUGGGGUGUACACCUGUCAGAGUGACGUGUGGUCGUUUGGUGUCAUGUUGUGGGAGAUUGCCAGUCUAGGAGAGGAGCCGCGCUACCCUGGGCCUUUCCGACCGGACUGCUGUCAGAUGGUGAACAUGCUGAGACGAGGAGUCCGCAUGGAGAAGCCUGAAGAAUGCUCCGCUGACCUGUACAGACUGAUGUGUCAGUGCUGGCGUGAUGUUCGUGACCACAGACCGACUGCUGCUCAACUCGAGGAAAGACUUGUGGAUCAAGUUGAGAAAAUUGAAGACGGUGCUGUUGACUGUAUGACAGUGUAGGAAACUUUCUGAUGCUGAUUGCAAUAUAGUUGACUGUUCUUAUGCGGAAUAUUUUUAAGAAAAGCACUGUACACUAGUAUAACAUACAAACGUAUAAACAAUCGUUGUCACUGGUGAUGGAAUGGAAACCGGAGCCCAGGGAGAUGACGUGAAAACCCGACAUUCUUAGGUAAAGAGUGUAAGAUUAAAGCGUGUUGAUAUCGCACAGGUAACUACUCACUUGUUGUAGAACAAUCAAGGAAAUUAAAGCAGAUGAUAUACAAGGUGUACUUUUUUUGGAAGUUUUAUUUUUCUCAAGAAGACAUUGGAGUAAAGAAACACUUUUGAGGAUAUUAGCUCGAAGCUAUUUAACCACAUCAACAUUAAAAGUUUCUUUCUAUUUCAUUACUUGCAAUGGCUUAAAACAAGCAGGAUGUUCAACGGCAACACGGUAGUAUGACUUGAUCUUCACCGCGGCGGUCUUGACCGUUAUCGUGACAUGUUUGAAAAUGACAUUCCUUUGUAGGGUUGACAACUAUAGUGAGUAAGAGCACUUCAGAUCUGUUUACACUGCUAUUUUCGAUUAAUUCUUUUGGGGCACAAAAUAUUGUUUAUAUUUAGAAUAA
Messenger RNA from Branchiostoma floridae (Florida lancelet), 3740 nucleotides. Its product is annotated as tyrosine-protein kinase receptor UFO-like. Bases 1762 to 3135 code for a protein of 457 amino acids. Gene Ontology annotation, molecular function: transmembrane receptor protein tyrosine kinase activity; ATP binding. Gene Ontology annotation, cellular component: signaling receptor complex. The record is from RefSeq and is a predicted model, not a curated record. NCBI's taxonomy places the organism in Eukaryota, Metazoa, Chordata, Leptocardii, Amphioxiformes, Branchiostomatidae. The transcript is spliced from 2 exons. Gene Ontology annotation, biological process: cell surface receptor protein tyrosine kinase signaling pathway; positive regulation of kinase activity; protein phosphorylation.